CUGAAUUGAAUGCAAUUGAAUGAGUGACUGAAUGACAAAACACUUGACAUCGCAUUGAAUGCACUGUUUAUACGACUUUUAACUAUCAUUUAAAACACUAAUCAUUAACACAAAAGCCAUUAAUUGUAUGACAAGUGCAGUGAAUAUAGUGUGUAAUCAUAGCAUACAUUGCAUUCACUGUUCACACAGUGUUUAGUCUAUUUGUAAUCAAAGUGUGUAUUGAGUGCUAAAAUGAACCAUUCCUCUGGUGUCUCAUUAUCUCGUCAGUGAAUACAGCGUUGGCGACAACAACACCACACGUGGAUAUCAUGGGCUCCACACCAGACAUACCGUCGCAGAUGUUGCACAAGAAACUUCAAAGAUCUCAUUCGUUAACAAUGGAUGAGUCGAUCGGUGGCGACGAGUCGACCGCUGAUGAUAACGCAUCCGGCGAUCACUCGCUCACGAAACCACUCAUUCAACUGCAGCAGGACUUGGAUGAGAGCGCCGACAACAGCAGUAACAACCAAGAAGUGGAUGACAACGAGUCGACAGUGGGUCUGAAGCUGAAGAUGUCGUGCGAGAUGUGUAAGAACUAUGAGAUCCAACUCCAGGAGAUGCAGUACAACGAAGUGGUGAUGAGUUUGCAGUUAGAGAACUACGAGAAGACCAUUAAGCAGUUGAGGGAUGAGUUGAAAAAAGAGCAAAACUUUCGCUCAGAUCUCGAGGAGAAGUUCAACGACGAGGCCAAGAGAGCCGACAAAGACAUCCGAGAGCUGUGCCUUCGCGUGGAUGAGAGUCAACGCACGAUCGAUGUGCUGGCGAAGAGUCAUCAGGAGUUGCGGAAAGAGGCGAACGAUAUCAUCGGGAACCUCAUGACACAGAUGGAGGAGUCGGGCAAAGAGCUGAACCGCAUUCAGACCGACAAUAACCUACUUCUGGGUAAAUAUGUGGCCAAAAGUCAGACGCUUCAGAACGAGACCAUAGAUCUGCCGCAAGAUAUGGACGAAAUGCAGUUCUAUUGCCUGAAACUGCGCGAAGAGUUGAUCACAACUCUCGUGGCGAAGGAGAGGAAUGAGGAGAAGUUCAAGAGUGAGAUACUGUUCCUGAAGGAGCAGAUGAUUGGCGAACAGCAGACCAAAGAGACCAUUGAGGAGAGUCUGACGCAAGACAACGAUAUGUUGCGGUCGACGGUCGAGUCGCUGCAGACGGAGCUUAAGGACGUUAAGGGAAGGUAUGAGGAGAACGAGCAGCAGUUGUACCACUGCUCCGACAGGUUGUCCAGACUGACCGAUAAGUCGCAGCACCGGAUCCAGGAGUUGGAGAUUCAGAACAAUGAUCUCAGCGCCGCAAAGGCGAAAUUCGAGUCCGACAACUCUGACCUCAGGAAUCAGGUGCAGAGCCUUCAGGUGGAACUGGACAACAGCGAAGCCGUACAAAAGGACUUUGUUAAGUUAUCCCAGUCGCUACAAAUCCAAUUGGAAAAGAUUCGCCAAUCGGAUAGUGAGGUGCGUUGGCAGCACGAGGACGACAUCGUUGAGUGUAAUUCCUGUAAAAAGGCGUUCCACUCGAAAAAGGAGAAAUCUCACUGUUGCCAUUGCGGGCGUGUAUUCUGUCACGAAUGCAAUAAUAAAGUGAUUUAUAGCGGACCAAAGAGCCGGCCAUUCAAAGUGUGCGGCGUUUGCCACACGUUGUUAGAUAACCAGACGGCCUGUUGGUUCGUCAAUGAGGCCCCGCAAAGCCCCACCUGAUCAGCGACGCAACCACCCGUUCCCCUCAUACACUACCCCCGCACUCACUCGCUCACCCCUCACAUGAGAUUCGCGUUUUAUAGUCUCGUAUUUGUUUUGUCCGUUAAUUG
Molecule: messenger RNA, 1840 nt
Organism: Oppiella nova
Lineage: Eukaryota; Metazoa; Arthropoda; Arachnida; Sarcoptiformes; Oppiidae
Source: the annotation of a GenBank genome assembly